Messenger RNA from Salpingoeca rosetta, 1323 nucleotides. Its product is annotated as LIM domain-containing protein. The transcript is spliced from 2 exons. The record is from RefSeq and is a predicted model, not a curated record. Lineage: Eukaryota; Choanoflagellata; Craspedida; Salpingoecidae. Gene Ontology annotation, molecular function: actin filament binding. Gene Ontology annotation, biological process: actin filament bundle assembly. Gene Ontology annotation, cellular component: plasma membrane; actin cytoskeleton. Bases 1 to 1323 code for a protein of 440 amino acids.
AUGUCGGCGCAAACAGACGGCUUGCCAUCCGCCCUGAGUCGCGUGGCGUUCUUCGAGCAGAAAGCACGCGAGAUCGCCACCGACAAGACCAGUGGCGGCGGCAUCAGACCGCGCGCAGCCACCACGUCGCAGGCAUCGCAGCCUCAGCAACAACCGCAGACAACAGACAAGCAGCAGGCCACGGCAGCCACAUCAGCAACAGCCAGCACGAGCCCGGCAUCCAGACCUCGCUUCAGCACCGUGGUUGCGUCCAACCGCACUUCUUUCUCCACGGCGGUAGCAACGGCCACGCCAAGCAACACCAGCAGCGCUGCGUCCACAAGCGCCGGCAACGCAGCAUCGUCGUCGUCAUCGUCAUCAGCGACGUCUGCGGCCAUGCCAUCGUCCGCCUCAUCCGCAUCGUCGUCCUCCUCUGGUUCCACUUCGGCUGCCACGACGACUGCAGACACGAGCAGCAAGCCAAAUGCCAUGUCCAUCCAGGACAGGCUUGCUGCCUUUGGCGGCGCGCGUGUUGUGGCUGCACGCGGAUCUCUGGCUGCCAACAGCAGCAAGCCUGCGGCUCGCCACAGCUUCUCCACGGUUGUCACGCAGGCGCGCAACCCUGCGUCCCCAAAGACAGCGCCAACGUCCACGGCAGCGUCGACAGCAGCGUCGUCGCGCCCGUCGUUUGCCACAUCCGCGCCCGCACCCAAGCCAACACCAGCCAGCCAACCAAGCGGUGCCACGAGUAACAACAGCAGCAACAGUGGGAGCAGCAGCAACAACACCACCACGAGCAACGCCACCGCUGCCGCCACGACCACCAAGACAACCACGUCCACACCUGCGGGCUCAUCGCGUGUGCGAGCAUCCUUCUCCACCGUACCGCGAGCAACAGCAACGACAACGACGACGACGACAACGCCCACCAGCGCUGCUGCCGCCAAGUUUGCGAGCAAGCCUGCGGUGUCUGCGGACGUUGCACAUCUCCUCCCGAAGAAUGCGGGCAUGUAUGUGUCUGCAAAGCCGAGUGGCGGCAGCACGAGUCCCAGCCAGCGGCGUGGCACAGCGCCUGCGCGCACGCUGAAGAAGGCGAUUGGGGGCGGGUCCAACCGCUGCUCUGUGUGCGACAAGCCCGUGUAUGCGAUGGAGAAGGUGCAGGCUGACGGCGUGACAGUGCACAAGGCGUGCUUCCGCUGUGCAGAGUGCAACUGCAAGGUGUCGCCCGGGUCGUAUGCGUCGCUGGAGGGCGUCAUCUACUGCAAGCCGCACUUCAAGCAGCUGUUUCAGCUGCGCGGGCGCUACACCUUCAACGAGGAGGCGGCGCCAGAUGUGAAUGUGUAA